Messenger RNA from Anoplophora glabripennis (Asian longhorned beetle), 3194 nucleotides. Its product is annotated as protein abrupt-like. NCBI's taxonomy places the organism in Eukaryota, Metazoa, Arthropoda, Insecta, Coleoptera, Cerambycidae. The record is from RefSeq and is a predicted model, not a curated record. Gene Ontology annotation, molecular function: protein binding. The coding region runs from base 372 to 2297 and encodes 641 amino acids. Gene Ontology annotation, cellular component: nucleus. The transcript is spliced from 8 exons. Gene Ontology annotation, biological process: regulation of transcription by RNA polymerase II.
GUUCGCCGAUUGUUUCAACAAUUGCAACCGCUGGCCUGCACUCUAUUGUUGGCUGUUGUUGUGCAUUGUUGUCGCAAUUGUUUCGAGUGCAGUGUUAUUGUUUUUUGUUGUUUAAUAUUUGUUUUGUGUUAACCGAAACCACGCAAGCGAUGAUCCGGAGUAUCUGACCCGACAAGACAAAGAAGACAAAUCAUUCGAACACCACGAUCGAUCUCAAAACGAAACCAACUCAGGAACCAAACCCCAAAUACGUAAAUGCGAAAGAGAUAGCGCCCAGUGCUAAACGCACAGCCGUAGUGUGCGCGGACCUUAAUGUGGUGUAGCUCAACGGCUUAACCAUUGGCGUAGAGAUUGCCCCUUCACUUUGCCCAAUGGGGGGCGACACCUCCCCGGAGCAGCAGUACUCGCUGCGAUGGAACGACUUCCAUUCGAGCAUUUUGUCGUCCUUCCGACACCUGCGUGACGAAGAGGAUUUCGUGGAUGUGACCUUGGCGUGCGACGGUUGUUCCUUCAAGGCCCACAAGGUGGUGCUGUCCGCUUGCAGUCCCUACUUCAGGAGGUUGCUGAAGGCCAACCCCUGUAAACACCCCAUCGUUAUACUUAGGGAUGUGCGACAGAAGGAUAUGGAGAACUUAUUAAGGUUUAUGUAUAAUGGAGAAGUACACAUAGGACAAGAACAUUUAACGGAUUUUUUAAAGACUGCACAAAUGUUACAAGUGAGGGGACUAGCAGACGUACCUGCAGGAGCCGCUGGACAAAGACUGACGACUGCCCCCGAGCAAAAGAUCUCACCUAAUUCAUCGUCUCUACCUUGGGCGACGGACCGUCCGGAAACUCGGGAGGACGGCUUAUCGUCGCCCCCGGCCAAGAGGGCCAGGAGUUCGGAGCGCGGCAGUUUCACCCCGGACAGGGGGAGGAGCCCCUCCAGGGGGAACGGAGACAUGCAGGAGUCGCUCCUAGGACAGGCCCUGGAGGGCGGCCCCACAAUACUCACGAAGGAGAAAGGCAAUUCAGAUUCGUCGAUACAAGCCCAAUCGACGGGAGAAGAUAGCAAUAGCAGCGACACAGCCAUAAGCGAACACGUCGAUGAACCUGUAACCCCAAAGACUGAACCCUCCGACUACCCCAUGUUAGACGAUCAUCACCCGUUUAGCACCAACGGCGGCAUCAUGGACCCGUCGAGGACGCCCGGGGGCUUCCCAGGGGCGCUAUUAGGACUGCAAGGACUGGGUGGACUGAUGCCGGGCCCGUCAGGAAUGCACAACAGUGACAAUUUCGUUUCAAGGAGGUCCUUAGACAUGAUGAGGGUAAGGGCAACGGAUCCGAGGCCAUGCCCAAAGUGUGGGAAAAUCUAUAGAUCAGCACAUACCCUAAGGACACACUUGGAGGAUAAACACACGAUAUGUCCUGGUUAUAGAUGUGUCUUGUGUGGAACAGUGGCAAAAUCAAGAAAUUCGCUGCACUCACACAUGUCCAGGCAACACAGAGGAAUAAGCACGAAGGACUUGCCCGUACUGCCCAUGCCAGCUCCAUUUGACCCGGAACUUGCCAGCAGGUUACUGGCCAAAGCUGGGGUAAAAAUAAGUCCGGCAGAACUCAGAGCGAGAGCUUCGCCAACGGGCCCUCGACGAUCCGACGUGAAAUUGGACGCAAAGAGUGCUUACUCUGGAGCAGCAUCGGAAGCCGGCAGCUCGAUAUGUGGAGAUAAUGACCCUGAAGACUUAACGGUCUCUCAUCCCAGGUACGGUGGUUUAGAUUUUGGUAUGUCCCCGCCAAUCAAUCAACAAAAUAAUUUUAAAAUGAACAGGUUCAAUGCGUCAGGCCAGGCGGUGGCUGCAAAAAGCAUAGAUUCCCUGCAAAACCUGUCAAAAGAACCUUAUCCGGCACCGCUGGCACCACCCGUGUCUGGGGCAAACUCCACCGGAUCUGCCAUAUUAGACACUUACUUGCAGUUUAUAACUGAAAACAGCCUAGGGAUGGGCAUGAUGACCUCCGAACAAGCUGCUGCGGCCAUGCAAGCCGCAAAACUAGCCCAGUUGAAUGCGAUGGGUCUGGACAAAGCGUCACAACAGCACUUUUUGGAAAAGAUGCAGCAGCAAAUGCAGAACGCAAACGAUUUAAUGAUGAAGCGAAGCGACGAAAUAAGGCGAGGAGAAGCAGAGAUGGUUAACCACGAGAGACACAGUCAAGACAAAGACCACGAUGAGGCGGAAACCUCUGCCGACGAAGAACAGGACUACAGUGAAGAUGAACUUGAGCCAGAGCCUGUCAAGGCAGGUGGUGAACAGUGUACAUAGGAUGGAAAGUUAGAUUAAGUCAGAUCGGUCGCCGCGUUACUUGCCAUAAAUCACCAUGUACUCAUUUUAUUCCAUCCAACUACCUCAGUUUGUAUCUCAUCAUAGUAUAUUUAUUGAAACAUUUUCUUUCCUUUUCAUAUAUUUAGUUUAGGACUAUUUCGCUUUAGUCUGAACUAAUAACUAAAAUAAUUCCAUCCGUCUACCUCAAACUUAUAUAAUAUAUAGUUAAAGAGUGCAAGAUAAUAAGGGUUUAAAAGUGUAUACGGUAAUUAGUAAUAAUUAGAAAAGAUAUUAUAUUGGACUUCGUUGCAGUUAUAAAAUAACUAAAAAAAUUGAUGUUUCCAGUAAGCUGUUGUGUAGGAUUGUACUGCCUCUAGAGAUUUAAUAUUGUGCCAGGAUGAGUGUUUUUCAAAUGCCAGUGAUUUAGAUUAGCAAACUUGUAUAUGUUUCGCAACGGGUCUGAUAGAAAUGGUCUUGAUUUACAACCAGAAAUUUUACCACGACUUCAAAUCGUUACUCAGAAUUAACAAUAUAUACAACAUUAGAUGAAAUCUUAAUAAAUAUUCAUAUUAAUUAACUUACAAUCUUUCGUAUGUUAUUAUUAUGCAUAAAAUAAAAUCAUUACUUUACGUGUUUAUAGCAGAACAGCUUGUAAACAUUGAAAUGGUCAUAUUUUUAUAAAAUAUGGGACGGUAAUCAUUACUUUACGUGUUUAUAGCAGAAUAGCUUGUAAACAUUGAAAUGGUCAUAUUUUUAUAAAGUAUGGGACCCCUACCAAUUUUUAAGAGAUGAUUUCUAGGUCUACAAAGAUAGCUUUUAUUAUGAACAAAUUUUGAACAAAAUUUGCGAAAUAAUCAAAAAUGAUUGCAAAUAUAUGUACAAAAUAUUUUUUCCCAU